AUGGCGGCCGAGGGUAUAUCUACAGGUGGCAUUCCGCCGAAUUCUACUGUCUACAUCCGGAAUUUGGAGGAGUCAAUCAAGGUCGAUCAACUAAAAGAGGCUCUUGAAGAGAUCUUUUCGGAGUUUGGUAAUGUGCUCGAGAUUGUCGCGAAGGCCAACCUGAAGGCCAAGGGCCAGGCCUUCAUCGUUUAUGACAGCGUCGAAGCGGCAACCCGCGCCAUCGAUGAAGCCAAUGGGUUUGAUCUAUUCGAAAAGCCCAUGGUCCUGGACUACGCGAAGACCCGAAGCGAUGCCACUGUAAUGCGCGAGGGUGGCUCGGACGAGUUGGAGGCUCACAAGCGGAAACGCCUCGCUGAGAAAGAGCGCCGACAAGCCCAUGAUGCGCUCGAAGCACAGAAGAAGCUCAAGCGCCCCGCCGCCGCCGCAGUUCCCGACAACGCACGCCCAGCCAAAACCGCAAAGGGCGCUGGUCUCAAGCCUACAUCUGGCGCUACAGCUGCUGUUGUGCCAGAUGAAUAUCUUCCUCCCAACAAGAUUCUGUUCCUGCGGGAUCUGCCAGAUGACGCUAGCCAAGAGGGUCUCUCGGCGGUGUUCGGUCGUUUCGAGGGAUUCCAGGAAGUCAGAUUGGUGCCAGGUCGCAAGGGUAUUGCUUUCGUCGAGUACGAUGCCGAAGCUGGUGCUAUUAGUGCAAAGGAGGCUACCACGAACAUGCCUAUGGGAGAACAAGGCAAGCCAAUCCGCGUUACCUACCAACGACAGUGA
Molecule: messenger RNA, 762 nt
Organism: Penicillium manginii
Lineage: Eukaryota; Fungi; Ascomycota; Eurotiomycetes; Eurotiales; Aspergillaceae
Product: U1A/U2B'/SNF family RNA-binding protein
Exons: 4
Coding region: 1-762 (253 amino acids)
Biological process (GO): mRNA splicing, via spliceosome
Cellular component (GO): U1 snRNP
Molecular function (GO): U1 snRNA binding
Source: RefSeq, a predicted model, not a curated record